Molecule: messenger RNA, 964 nt
Organism: Xiphophorus hellerii (green swordtail)
Lineage: Eukaryota; Metazoa; Chordata; Actinopteri; Cyprinodontiformes; Poeciliidae
Gene: wdr83os
Product: WD repeat domain 83 opposite strand
Exons: 4
Coding region: 115-435 (106 amino acids)
Biological process (GO): protein insertion into ER membrane
Cellular component (GO): endoplasmic reticulum membrane
Molecular function (GO): protein folding chaperone
Source: RefSeq, a predicted model, not a curated record
ACGACCCCGGUUCUCUUUUCUCCUAACCGAGAAGGCAAAUCAGCUGUGGGUCGCUAAGCGGACUUUUAAAUAUACUUCCCGUUACGUCCAUAUAGGAUAACGUUAUAAUUAAACAUGUCUACUAACAGUAUGAUGGACCCGAGGAGACAAAAUAAGAUUUUAAGGUACAAGCCUCCCAGCACAGAGACCAACCCCACACUAGAGGACCCCACUCCUGACUACAUGAACCUGCUCGGCAUGAUCUUCAGCAUGUGUGGGCUCAUGCUUAAGCUGAAGUGGUGCGCCUGGAUCGCCGUCUACUGCUCCUUCAUCAGCUUUGCAAACUCCAGAAGUUCAGAAGACACCAAACAGAUGAUGAGCAGCUUUAUGUUGUCUAUCUCAGCCGUAGUGAUGUCAUACCUCCAGAACCCACAGCCAAUGUCUCCACCAUGGUAACCAAGGGCCAAUCACAGAAGAAAGCAUAAGUUGGCCACAAUUGCCUCCAACUCCCUGAAAAAAAAAUGGAGUCAUCUAUUAGCAACAACAUAAACAGAAAAAAAUGACAGUCAUGUUUUACAGUUUUAAUCCUGUAUGAUAUUUUUUUUUCUUUUUAGUUGCUGAUGAAAUCUUAAAAUAUAAAAAUUUUUGCAUACUUUUCUGAAUAAAGCGGUCUGGUUAUUUACAAAAAGCUGCUGUCCAGUAUGAAUCUAAAAGGUGAGACGAGGGAUUUUGGGAUGUCUAAGAAACAACAAACUUUCUUCUAUACACGUUUUAAUGCAACAGCAGAUUAUUCUAAUUUUACCAUAUUAAUUUUUCUCAGAAUCGCAUAAAUUAAAACCUUCAUUUCCUUUCAGGUGCAUCAAAACUGGCAUAAACCGUUCUGUCAGACAGGAUGGUGGUAUUUUACAAAGCUUAUAAUGUUCUAAAACGCUUGAAACCCCCUGAAUUAAAUGACCCUCCCAAUAAAAUAAACCUUAAAACAGUC